Prorocentrum cordatum is the source of this 942-nucleotide messenger RNA. Lineage: Eukaryota; Dinophyceae; Prorocentrales; Prorocentraceae. The record is from the annotation of a GenBank genome assembly.
GAGCCGGCCCCCGCCGCCCAGCAGGCCGUCUCCGUCCAGGUGUUCUACUUCACCCUCUGCCCCCACUGCCAGGACUUCCUGCGGGCGGGGCUGCUCCCGCUGGUCGAGGCGGGCCUCCCCGGGGUGCAGGUGUCGGCGCUGCCGAUGUACCCGCCCAUGUCGGACGGGGCUAGCGCCCCGCCGGACGGCUGCCUCGCCGACGCGGCGUGCAGCCUGGCGCUGGCGCCGCUGUGCGCGCUGUCCGCCGAGCUGGCGCAGCCAGCGCCCGCGAGCGACCCGCACCUCUUGAGCGGGAUCCGCUUCGCCGCGUGCGACAUGGACACGACCGCCGCGGGGGCGCUGCGGAGCGGCGCCGUGGCGGAGGAGUGCGCAAGGCAGGCCAAUCUGACGUGGAGCGGCGCGGGCGGGGUGCAGGCCUGCGCCAGGGGCGCGCGGGCCUUCGAGCUCCUGGGCGCUGCCGGCUCCACGCUGGAGGAGGCGAUGUACCACCUCCACGACGACAUCGGCAUGCAGGCGCCGCCGAGCAUGCCCUGGGUGCUCGUCGACGGGGACCUGUACUACUGGGAGGACGGCGUGUGCCUGGAGAAAACCGUGCCCGGGGGAGAGCGAACCCCGGUCGAGCCCCCGGCGUCGCUCCUGCGCGUCGUCUGCGGCAGGCUGGGCUCGGCCGCGCCGGCGUGCGGGGCCGCCGCGGACCCGCCGGCGGCGACGGGGCCGGCGCAGACGCGCUCGGCCGAGAAGUGCGAGAACUGCGCGGAGGUCGGCGCCUUCCGCUGGGGCGACUCGUGGGCUCGACCCCGAGGCUCCCAGCAGCUGCGAGCGCCCCUGGGCCUCUCGAUCGCCCUGGCCUGUGCCGCGCUGCUGGCAGGCGCCGCGUGGCGAUGGCUGCGAGCACGGCCCGUGCCGGAGCUCUCUGGCAGUGCUCUGCUCGCUGCGGAGUAG